AGGCACAGUUCCCCUCUCUGUCGUGCAGUAAAUCCCGCCCACGGUCAGUGCGAUCAGUUACUGCUUUUGACUACAUUUCGCAUUCGCAAGAUAAGAGAGCUUUUUCGCCCCUUUUGGCGUGCCUUUACAUUCCAGAAUUCCUCCACCUCUUGUCUUUGUGUGAAAAAGAAGAAAAUAUUCACUACCUCCGCUUUUGCUACCCUUUUUUGCUUGAAAUAUAAAGUUGAAACUUUCUACUCCUAGCGUGAAGGUCCGAAAUAUUUUACCCGUGAAUCCGUAAAAGAUCACCAUGCACAGCGACAGUUCGUCUACGUCCCGCUCCGGCUCGCAGUUGCGAGCCGAGCCGUUGCUCCAAUCUCCGUACGAGGUGCACUACGAAACGCCCCUGCAAAUGCGCAUGAGCGACAGCCCGGGCGGGGGCUCCUCGGCGAGCAGUUCGAAUAACACGCAGCGGGAAAGUCUGAUCCUGAACAUCGACGUGAGCAGCAUCAACGACGAUCGCUCUUCGGAACCUGGUGGAGGCUCCUCAGCAAGCGGCUGGCGAGGCGCCGUGACAAAAGCGGGAAGGUGGGUGAAAGUUCUAUCUACAAUAGCGUGUUUUACUUUUAGGAUCAAAGGAACAUCGCUAAACUAUGCUGGAAAGCCUCUCACUGUUGUAGCGGUGUCUAGAACUGAGACUGGCUGGCGCAGCGCUUGUAUGGACGGAAAUUUAUGAUGUGGUUUUACGUCGAAUCAUUAUUGAUUAAGUACGUCGAGCAGUUUUUCUUCUGCAGACCGCUGGCCAGUGACGACCACCCCGAGUUUUCAUGCUGCUUGCCAGUCACUGUUUACGUUCUAAGGACAAUCAUUCCAAACAGGACCCUCUUUGUGAACCUGUGCCUGUGUCGGUGGCCGCGCCGGUCGUUUGAGUCGAUGGACGUUACAAAGUGGCGCGCAGCAAACCACCAGUACCAGCGCGCCCCGCCAAACACGACACUGCAGGAGUUCUUGGAUCAGAGCAAUCGAGAGUUGCAGCCCGAUGGCGGGGCAGAAGCGGUGGUAACCGUCUUGCCAGAGCCCGAUUCCUCCAACCGGCUUAGCAAGCAGUAAGUAACGUUGAUAAAACCGUGUUUGAUUGAUGUCUUGUGCGCGCUAGGAAUUCUUUUCUCCAGUGGCAUAUUGCUUUUCCAAAACUCGUCCACUUUAAUGUUUUCUUUGUUUCGAAAUUCUUGAAGGAGGACCAAUUUCUUUUUCGCAUCUUAAACUUUCUUUGAUAUUUUCCAUUUCUUCGGCGCGGUGAUGUGGGAAACAUAACAAAAUUUCUUGCACAACUACAGCGCCCUGUUUUCUGAUGAGCCGACCAACGCGGUGCAAGCCGGCUUGGAGGACGGCGAUGACGAUUAUUUUCAUGACGACGAAGACGAGGAGGUGAUUGCUCGACCGAGUCUGGAAGCUGCUGGAUUGCCGCAAAGUCGUGUGUUUAAUAUGCAGCGGGAACGGCAAGACUCGGUCGAACUGGAAGAGCCUACACAAGAAGAAGGGCCCCACGAGGACAGCAGAAAAGCCGAGAAGCAGCAGAUGCUCAAGGGUCGUCCCGAUAGUGCGGGUUUGACAAAUGGUGGUCUUCAACAAGCGCCCUUGAUGGCGGCGAGCAGGAAGACGAAAAAAUCGGGCAAGAGUGUUGCAGCGAGAGAGAUCAGAAUAGAAGAGCACGCGGUGGUAGAGACUGGGACGUGAUGGUGAUCCUUAUCUCUUCUGCUUUAUCUCAUCUCCUCAUGAUGAACUGCAAAAAGAGAAACCUUGAAUGAAACUACAUGACGAAGUUGCGCGAAAGCGACUCUUACGCAUAGAAGCAGGUGCUCGUAUGAAACGAAGGUUGGCGAUGUCCUUGCGCAGAGCAGCUACGGAGACGUCUAGCGUGAACCACAGCUUCGGCGCAUUUUUGCGCUCGUCUUCUAUUUCUUCGCCAU
Molecule: messenger RNA, 1949 nt
Organism: Amoebophrya sp. A120
Lineage: Eukaryota; Dinophyceae; Syndiniales; Amoebophryaceae
Source: the annotation of a GenBank genome assembly